Messenger RNA from Exophiala viscosa, 405 nucleotides. Its product is annotated as thioredoxin 1. The transcript has a single exon. The coding region runs from base 1 to 405 and encodes 134 amino acids. Lineage: Eukaryota; Fungi; Ascomycota; Eurotiomycetes; Chaetothyriales; Herpotrichiellaceae. The record is from RefSeq and is a predicted model, not a curated record. Gene Ontology annotation, molecular function: protein-disulfide reductase activity. Gene Ontology annotation, cellular component: cytosol.
AUGGGUGUCCACAAUCUCGCAGAGUACGUAGCCUACCACCAAGCCAAGCUGCGUGAAGAGCAGGCCCCCAAAAGAAGAUAUGGUGUUAACCCAAUUCACAGCAAAUCCUCCUUCCAGACCUCCGUUCUCGGCGCCGACAAGCUCGUCGUCCUCGACUGCUUCGCCACCUGGUGCGGCCCUUGCAAGGUCAUCGCCCCCGAAGUCGUCAAGUUCUCCGAGGACCCCGACUUCAAAGAGAAGGUCGACUUCUACAAGAUUGAUGUCGAUGAGGUUCCCGACGUUGCUCAAGAGCUCGGUGUGAGAGCCAUGCCUACUUUCAUGCUCUUCAAGGGCGGUGAGAAGGUCGGCGAGGUCGUCGGUGCCAACAAGCACGCUCUCGAGAAGGCCAUCCGAGCCAACUUGUAA